AUGGCCACAAAACAAGCUCAUAAAAGACUCACAAAAGAAUACAAAUCAAUGGUGGAAAACCCACCUCCAUUUAUCAUAGCACAUCCUUCGGAACGUAAUAUUUUAGAAUGGCACUAUCUAAUUUCAGGCCCACCAGAUACACCAUAUGCUGGUGGUCAAUAUCAUGGUACCCUAAUGUUCACUUCAGAAUACCCUUUCAAACCACCUGCGAUUAAGAUGAUCACGCCCAGUGGUCGUUUCCAACCAAAUACUAGAUUAUGUCUAAGUAUGAGUGAUUAUCAUCCAGAUUUGUGGAAUCCUGCUUGGAGUGUUGCCACUAUCUUGACAGGGUUGUUAAGUUUCAUGACUGGUGAUGAGGAUACUACAGGUAGUAUAAGAACUAGGGAUGAAUCCAAAAAGAAGUUUGCAAAAGCUAGUUUAACUUUUAACUUAAAUAGUGAAAGAUUCUUGAGGGAGUUUAGUGAUUUAGUUGAUGAAACUAGAACAAAGAUUGAUGAAUGGGAUAAAAAUGAAGCAAAAAUUGAAGAUGAAAAGAAGAGAAAGUUAGCAAAUGAUAAUAAACCUGAGGAAAUUGUUGAUCCAAGUACAUUAGAUCCAGAAGAUAGAAUAAGAUAUGAACAGGCUAGAAAUAGGGCCGUUGAAGGUCAGAAAUCUAACUUUGUGUAUUAUGUUUUGGCUAUUGCAGUGGCUCUGGGUUUGUUUCGUUAUAUAAAUUAG
Molecule: messenger RNA, 717 nt
Organism: Hansenula anomala
Lineage: Eukaryota; Fungi; Ascomycota; Saccharomycetes; Phaffomycetales; Wickerhamomycetaceae
Gene: UBC6
Product: E2 ubiquitin-conjugating protein UBC6
Exons: 1
Coding region: 1-717 (238 amino acids)
Source: RefSeq, a predicted model, not a curated record